This is a messenger RNA of Cyanistes caeruleus (blue tit), 1144 nucleotides long. The record is from RefSeq and is a predicted model, not a curated record. Lineage: Eukaryota; Metazoa; Chordata; Aves; Passeriformes; Paridae.
AUGUCUCAUUGCCAGGCACUUGGAUCCCGAAUCCGGGAGCUCCCACCAGCAGCUCCCGAAACCAAUCACAGCUCUGUCCUCGGAUGCCAGGAACAUCCUCCAGGAGCAGAACUCAUCCCUGGCUGCCCCAGAGAGCAGGGUGUUCGUAGCUUGAAAAAUACCCACUUUAAACCCAGGUACGUCCUGCUGGUACCGAAGGACAAAGAGAAAUAUAAAGAACACCUGAGGAGGACAGGAUUGUUCAGCAGGGUGGAGAUCGAGGAGGCACUGUCCAGAGUGGACGUGUACCUCCAAAUAAACCACGGCUUCCCCGGCUACUUCCACGUGCUCAUCAACACAGAUGAUCUGGACGAGGCGUUCACAGAGCUGACUCACCUUGUGAAGGUCUACCUGGGCUUGGAGCCACCUGAAAUUCUGGACAACAUCGAAGGCAUCAGGAACAGGGCAGGUUCCAGAUCUCCGCUCUUCCCAGAGGAAAGGUCGGGCAGAGGAACUCCUGCGCGCAUUCGCUCUCCAUCCCUUGGUGAAUUCUUGGAUCCUUUUCCCAAAACCUAUCCCAGAGAUCUUCUGGAUGUGCUGAGCGCGCCGCCAGGCUCCGCGUAUUUCACAGUUUUUCUCAAUCGUGGAGCGGUUUGGGUUGGAAGGGGCCUUAAAGAUCAUUGGCAGAGAUACCUUCUGGAAUUCCUGUUCACAUUCCCCAAAAAAAGGAAGAAGCCUCUCUCCGAAGACGUUUCUCCACAGCACGUCAGGUGCUUCAUUUCCACAGGCACUUGGAUCCCGAAUCUGGGAGCUCCCACCAGCAGCUCCCGAAACCAAUCACAGCUCUGUCCUCGGAUGCCAGGAACAUCCUCCAGGAGCAGAACUCGUCCCUGGCUGCCCCAGAGAGCAGCUUCAGGGAAUUUGGGCAUAUCAGGGGACACGUUUUUGUCCCACCUGAUGCAGCUCUCACCGAAAGUCUGUGGACCAAGUUUCCCAUUCCUCGGAGGCAGCUCCCAGGACAAGGCAGAGCCGAGCAGCAGGAGCCAGGAGGAGCUGGAAGAGGAGUGGACACAUCGAGAGAGACUGAAGUGACUGGUGAGAACCUCCUGAGGAAAUCCAGCAAGGCCAAUUUGGGUUCUUCUCCUGUGCCUGGUGAGAACUUCCU